AUGAGGACAAAAUUUGAUAUUGUAUCUGCUAGAACAGUUGAUGACAAAGAAAAUCAAAAAAAAUAUGUUGUAUAUGAUAUUAAAAUUUAUCACCAAGGAUCUGAUAAUGAUACCCAAGCAAUAUUCGUGGAAAGACGUUAUUCUGAUUUUUUAGAAUUGUUUUUAAAUUUACGUCAAAAUUAUCCACAAUUGACUACAAAAAUUUCAUUUCCACGUAAAGUUUUGAUUGGAAACUUUUCAUCAGAUCUGAUACAAACAAGACUAUCAAGCUUGGAAAAUUUUUUAAGAAUUAUUUCAGAAAAUGUUACACUGCUAGAAAGUUUAGGAUUUAAAAUGUUUUUAAUUGGAAAUGAUGAUAAACUUGCCAAAAAAUAUUUAUUUAACAAAAAAUAUUAUGAGGCCAAACCACUAUUAGAAAAUAAUUUUAAAAUAUUAAAUAAAAUUCAUACCGAAAGACAUCCAGCUGUUAUUGUUGCUCUUUGUCGUCUUGCUGCUUGCUGUACUGCAGAUACAAAUUUACUAGAAGACGCCAUCAAAUAUUCUGAAAUAGCAAUAAGACGUUUUGAUGGAAUCAGUGAUGUUGAUUUAUUGUACUAUUACAUACCAUUGCUUCAAAUGUGUAGUUACUUGUGGGAAAUCACUGGGAAAGACAAAGGAAUUUUAGAAUCUAGAUUGAGUUCAUUGAAGUUACGUGGACAUAGAGUUGACGGUUGUCCAUCUUUACUUGAAUCAAUUUUAAACAUUGAUUAA
Molecule: messenger RNA, 750 nt
Organism: Pediculus humanus corporis (human body louse)
Lineage: Eukaryota; Metazoa; Arthropoda; Insecta; Psocodea; Pediculidae
Product: Sorting nexin-20, putative
Exons: 2
Coding region: 1-750 (249 amino acids)
Biological process (GO): protein transport
Cellular component (GO): early endosome membrane
Molecular function (GO): phosphatidylinositol phosphate binding
Source: RefSeq, a predicted model, not a curated record